GCUUUCUCAGCUAGAGGCUUUCUUAGCCAUGGCACGCCGCCCGGUAUUGUCGCUGGCUUUGCUGCUGGCUGCUUGCGCCUGCUCGCUGGGCUUUGUUGGAGGCGGGUUGCCAGCGAGCCAGAGGCAUGCGAGGCCAUCUGUGGCCUGGAGCCAAGCAUCCGAUGGGAGAGGAGACCAUGGUGGCCGCUCUCAAGGCCGCGGACUUUCCCACGACGCUGAAGAAGGUCCAGGCCAACGUGAUGGAGGGCAAGUUUGGUGAGCGGGGAGAGGAGUACGUUGCCACCCAGGCUUUCUUGCUGCUUUGCAUCGUGAUUGGCACUGUGCCGCUGGUGGGAGGCUCCUUGUUCUUUCUGGCGGGCCCCGUGUGCGUGGCCCUGGGCGGCGCGCUCUUGGCGGCCGGGGUCUACGAGCUGCAGGGGGAUUUGACGCCUUGGACGGUGCCGCCUGCUGAGGCGCAGCUGAAGACGGGGGGCGUCUACGAGUACGUGCGCCAUCCCUUGUACGGUGGCCUCCUGCUGUUGUGCUUCGGCUUGGCCAUCGUCAGCAACAGCGCGAGUCGUUUGGUGCUGACGCUGGCCCUCUACUUCGUCCUUGACAAAAAGGCGGACAACGAGGAGGAGGUCUUGCAGAAGAAGUUCAGCAGCUACGGUGGGUACGCGUCCAAGACCAAGGGCAAGCUACUGCCGGACCUGGACAAGCUCCUCGCGAGCGGCGGGAGCAAAACGCCUCCUAUCGUGGACGUCUGAGCGGGGAUGCGCGGCUGUGGGCUGAGGAGCCGAGGGUUGUUUUUGGGUCUUGGUUUGGGUCUCCCUCUUUUUCGG
Messenger RNA from Effrenium voratum, 821 nucleotides. The record is from the annotation of a GenBank genome assembly. Lineage: Eukaryota; Dinophyceae; Suessiales; Symbiodiniaceae.